AUGGACGGUGACCCCGCCGUCGAGCCCGAGCUCGACUCUUUCAGCCUCACCUUCCCCUUGCCAUAUCGCGUGGCUUUCAUCGUCCUCCUCGCAGUUUGGGGCUGGGGCCUCAACCUACACUACCUAUACUCGCGCGACAUUGAUGUGCCAUCCCUCAUCCGCUAUCCGGGCCGGACCUCCGCGCACCAUCCGACACACCACCUCUCCACCUACCGACUCGCAGUCCUCUUCUCCGCUGUCUUCGCCGCCUCUCUCCUCGUCUUCUGGGUCUUCACUCACCGCAAUCCAGCUCUGGUACUUGCCUGGGACUGGCUGCCACUGACUUAUAUUGUCGUGCUCAUCGCCCUCUUCAUCGUACCCCUCAAAGACCUCUCGAACUCGGGUCGCGGCCGCUUCCGCUCCACGCUGAAACGGGUGUCGAUCGGAGGCAUAGCAGAAGCCAAGGAUGGCAAGUUCGGGGACAUUCUGCUGGCAGAUGUCUUGACGAGCUACGCCAAGGUCUUUGGUGACCUGUUUGUCGCGCUCUGCAUGUUCUUUCACAGCGGCGGAUCCGCGACCGCGCGCCCGGAUCGAAAUUGUGGUGGCGGCGUCAUUGUGCCCCUAAUCAUCGCCAUUCCUUCGCUCAUACGACUGCGCCAGUGUCUGAUAGAGUACGGGCGGGUGCGGCGAGGCCGCAUGACCGAAUCGACUGGGUGGGGAGGGCAACAUCUGGCCAACGCGCUCAAGUACAGCACGGCGUUUCCUGUCGUCAUUCUCAGCGCCUUGCAACGAAAUUGGGGAGGCGCGGGGCCGACCACGUACAGGCUCUGGGUCGGGAGCUGCAUCAUCAAUUCGCUAUAUAGCUUCUACUGGGAUGUGGCGAAGGAUUGGGACCUCACUCUCUUCAGCAGCGCGAGGGAGCGCAAUGCCCCUGACCAUGCUUUCGGCCUGCGCCGGCAACUUCGCCUGGGUCCACCCGCCCUGUACUAUGGGGUGAUCGUCCUCGAUCUCAUCCUGAGAUGCACUUGGAGUCUCAAGCUCAGCCCUCACCUCGACCACAUUGCCGACUUUGAAAGCUCCAUCUUUGUUAUUGAAUUCUUGGAAGUGUUCCGUCGCUGGGUUUGGAUAUUCUUCCGGGUCGAGACCGAAUGGAUCCGCAGCAACGGGGCCGCCCCAACCAUCGGCGUGGAGCCUGGUGACAUUCUUCUCGGGGACUACUCGGGCAACAGCAGCAGGUACGAGGAUGAUGACUGA
Messenger RNA from Microdochium trichocladiopsis, 1233 nucleotides. Its product is annotated as EXS family protein. NCBI's taxonomy places the organism in Eukaryota, Fungi, Ascomycota, Sordariomycetes, Xylariales, Microdochiaceae. Gene Ontology annotation, cellular component: membrane; cytoplasm. The coding region runs from base 1 to 1233 and encodes 410 amino acids. The transcript has a single exon. The record is from RefSeq and is a predicted model, not a curated record.